Molecule: messenger RNA, 8020 nt
Organism: Paramecium sonneborni
Lineage: Eukaryota; Ciliophora; Oligohymenophorea; Peniculida; Parameciidae
Source: the annotation of a GenBank genome assembly
AUGAGAAAAUACAAGAAAACUGUUUAAGUAGAGGAAAAUGAAAUACAAUAGAUUGUUCAUUAACAUAAAUAAUCAAUUUCUAAUAAAAUCUAUUAAAUAUUAUCACAAUGCACAACUGAAGGUUAAAAUAUAACUCCAAAUUAAUUUGCAAGAAAAUGGUUAUCAUAAAAUGCAACAAUACGGACCGAUAAAAUUCUUGCUGGAACUUAUUCUUAGCAAUAUAAUAAUGGUUUAGAAAUAAGAAACUCCAAUAUCAAUUACCAUAUUGUUACUGCUAAUUUAUUUACAGACAAUCGUUGGAAUUAUAAGAUUAUGAGUAAAAUUCUUAAAUUUAUAAUUUAGCAAAAUUUGCAUAAAAUGUAUUAUAAAAAGAUAUUGAUACUAUUCUCAUAUUGGCUUACAUGUAAACAAUAAUAUAAGGAUAUUUUUCUUAAGCAGAUUAAUCUAUGAUAACUAAAAUAAUACAUCUUGAUCAUCUUGGUCCUCUUCAAGCUUUCUUCUAUACAAAAACAGAUAAAAAUAUAUCUCUUUUUUGGGAAGUUGGAAUUGAUAAAAUUCCAAAGUUGGCUCAACAUGGUAAGGAAUAUUUGAAAGAAUUAUAAGGUUAUGAUUAUUUGCAUACAAUUACAUUUAUUGAUAUUAGAUAUGAUGCUAAUAUUGAUUAUAAUGCAAGCAAAAUUAUUACAUCUUAUUAUUAAGAUGUUUAAAAUGCCAUUCAUAGAUAAGAUUAUUAGUAAGUAAUUACAUCUUCCAACAAUCAUUAGAUUAAAAAAAAUAAACAUUCAGAUUUUUUAUUUUAAAUAGAAGCUAAUGAUUUAGGAAGUAUGCAUGGAGAAUUGUUAUAUAGAGAAAAACUGAAUUAAAUUAUUAGAUGGUUACCAAAUUCUUUUCCAACUGUUUAUUUAACUAAAUAAGAAUAGAAAUCUUUUAUUUAUGAUGAUUCAAUAUAAAGAUGGGUUAGUAAAGACUAUGAAGCUAUUUAAUAAGCUAAAAGAAUGAGAGAAUAUUAAGCUAAGAUUAAUAAAGAUUUAUUAAAAAGAUAUGCUGAUUUUUCAUCAGCAGCAAAACUUGUUGAGUUAUUACAAAGAGUUCCGAAUUUUAAAAUAAAAUUAACUGAAGAAGAAAAAGAAGUUGUUGGAUCAGAUGGAAAUGUAAUGGUUAUAGGUAGAAGUGGAACAGGAAAGACUACUUGUUCAAUUUUAAGAUUAUUUGCUAUGGAAACAUUAUUUAAAUUAAGAUUAGAAUUAUAUAAAUAAAAACAUGAGAAUGUACUUUAAAAUUAUAAAUAUGAUGAUUAAGAAGUAAAUAAUAAUGUUGGUUUACAUUGUGUUUUUGCUACUGCUAGUCCUGUAUUAACAACAGAAGUAAAAAGAUAUUAUGGAAAAUUGACAGCAUAAAUAAAAGCAGAAUUAGAGAAGAAGAAAUAAAAAGAUAGAGUAAAACGAUUAUAAUAGGAAUAAGAAGCAUAAAAAUAACAAAUUGAGAAUUAAUUUAAUUAAAGUACUGUUUAAAUUGUAGAUGCUAAAUAAGUUGAAGAAAAGUAUUUUGAAUAAUAAAUUGGAGAAAUUUAAUUAUAAAAAGAAUAAGGAGGAUUUUAAGAAGAAUUAAAUGAAGAAGAUUGGGAAUAAGAAGAAGAGAAAUUAAAAUAAGAAUUAAAUGCUUUUCAUUCUUUUGCAGAUAUGAAAGAUUCAGAUUUUCCAGCUUUUCUGACAAUUAAAAAAUUAGUAUUAUUAGUUGAUGGUUCAUUAGCAAAACCAUUCUUUUCUCGUACUUAAGAUAAUAAAAUUUUAAGUUCUGAUACACAUGCUUAAUGGAGUACUGAAAAUACUGGAGUUAUUUUUAUAAAUUCAUAUAGAAGAGAUGAAGAUUAAGAUAUUGAAUAUGAUGAUGAAGAAUAUGAAGCUUUAUUUGAUGAAAAUGAAUUGAAUGUUGAUGAUAUGGAUGAAUAAUAAUUAGAAGAAGAAUAUUAAAGACAACUUUAUUUAAUGAAUAAACCUUAAUUAUAAUCUAAAGUUGAGAAUAAUAAAACUAAAUUAUCAUAAGAAGUAGAUUUUGAUUUUUUCUUGAAUAAUUUUUGGUAUAGCAAAUAUAACAAAUACUAAAAUACAAAUUUGAAUCCAUCAUUUGUUUGGACAUAAAUUUAUUCUCAUAUAAAAGGAGCAGCAGUAUGUCAUACUUAUCCUGGACAUUAUAUGCCUAAAAGAGUAUAUUUAAGAUUAAAUAAAAAUGAUGAUCUUUUUGAUGACAUUUUUGAGUGUUAUAUUCUAUAUGAAAGAUGGAAGAUUUAAUAAGGAUAUUAUGAUUUUAUGGAUGUUGUUAAUCACAUUCUUAUUUAAUUGGUAUAUGGAAGAUGUAAUCUAAUUCCUAUUCAUUAUUUAAUGAUUGAUGAAUGUUAAGAUUUACCUCAUGCUGUUUUACUUUUAUUAUGUAAAAUAACAGAAUAAGGUUUAUUUUUCAGUGGUGAUACAGCAUAAAAUAUUGCUAAAGGAGUUGGAUUCAGAUUCUAAGAUCUAAAAUCUCUUUUUAAAAAACCAGAAAUUUCUUAUAAUGCAAAAUAAAAUGAUUUGAAAAUACAUCAAUUAACAAUCAAUUUUAGAUCACAUAAUAAUAUUCUAUAAUUAGCCAACUCUUUAGUUUCUCUAUUAGAGAUCUUCUUUCCAAAUACUAUUGAUAAAUUAAAAAAGGAAAGGUCAAAUAUUUCUGGUCCUAAACCAAUCUUAGUUAAUGGAGAUAAAGAAGCAUUAUUUUAUUUAUUGUCAGGAGAAACAACAAAUUAAAAAUAGUAAGUAGGAGAAAGAUUACCUAUUGAAUUUGGUUGUAAUUAAGUUGUUUUAGUUAAGGAUUAAGAAUCAAAGAAAAAUAUUCCUUCUAUUUUAUAACAUGCUUUAGUUCUUACUAUUUAUGAAGCAAAAGGUUUAGAAUUUGAUGAUGUUAUUUUAUUUAAUUUCUUUUAAGAUCAUUAAAUAGGAGAUACUUAGUGGAAAUUACUAUAAACUUGUGAAAUUUUAGAUGAAGAAAUUUCUAAGGAGAAAUUUAAAGAUAGUUGUACAUAACAUUAAAAUUUAGAUGAUGAAGCAACUAUAUUUUCAGGUUUUGAAGAAAAAAAUGGUAAUAUAAUUGUUAAAAGAAUCUUUACUUAAAAUAAAUUUUAUGAUGAAUUAACAUAUAAUUAUAGUGCUUUAUGUAAUGAAAUCAAAUAAUUAUAUGUUGCUGUAACAAGACCUAGAUAAAGAUUAAUUAUAUAUGAUGAAAAUCCAUAAGCUAGAUAAUAUGUAUAAAAUAUUUGGUAAAAAUUAAAUUUGAUAGAUCAUUUUACUGGAACAAAUAUUCAAGAUAGAAAUUUAGAAAGCUUUGCUAAAUAAACUUCGAAAGAAGAAUGGAAAAAAUAAGGUUUAAAAAUGUUUAGGAAUAAAUAUUAUGAAUAAGCUGAAAAAUGUUUUGAACAAUCUCAAGAUUAAUUACUAUAUAUUAAAGCUCAAGCAUUCAAAUUUGCAACUGAAGGAAAUGCACUUAUUUAAUAAUAUUCUUAAUUAUCAUCUAGUACAAUGAAAAAGAAAGAAAAGAAAUUACAAUUAUCAUUAGUAAAAUAAUAGUAGAAAGAGAAAUUUACAAAAUCUUCUUAAUUAUUUAUACAAUUACAAAAUUAUAAAUAAGCUGCUUAAUGUUAUUAUUCAGGUGAAAUGUAUUAAGAAGCAUUAUAAAUAUAUGCCGAUUAAUAAAUGUUUAAUGAAGCUGGAGAAGCAGCUUAUAAAUGUGAAAAAUAUUAUGAAUCAGCUGAAUAUUUCUUAAAAUCUUAAGAUUUUAUUAGAGCUGUAGAUGCAUUUGAAAAAGCAGAAGCAUAUGAAGAAAUAUUUAAAGUACUUCAUUAAAUGAGAGAUUAAAUCCCAGUUGAAACGAGAUCUGCUUUCUUAAAAAAAUAUUUACCUAUUAUUUUAAAUAAAAUGACUAAUUAAAUUGGAUAAAUUGAAUAAGAUCAAGAAUAGUAAGUCAAAACUUAAGAAAAGAAACCUAUGGUAAUUGAAGAAAGUUCUGAUGAAGAAGAUGAAGAUGAAGAAUAAGAAUAAUAAGAAGUUAUCAAACCUUAAUUAGAAAAGAUUAAGAAUGAAUAAGAUAUAUAAUAAAAAGUAGAAGAAGAAUAAGCAUCAAUAAUAUUAUAAUAAUAAUAAAUACUCAAAUAAAGUGAAGAAUAAUAACAAGAAAAGAUUAUUGAAUUAAGUAGUUAAUUAAUAAAAUCAUUACCAGAUUAAUCAUAACCUUCUAUUUAUGUUAAAUAAGGAAGUAUGAAUAAUAAUUCUGAAAAUUCUGAAUCAUUUUCAGUCCAAAACACAUAAAGUUUUUAAGUUGAACAAAGCAAAGUUGAAAAUAGUUAAAUAAUUAGUGUUGUAGAAUCUGAAUCAUUUUAGGUUGAGAAAACAUUAAAUGAAGAAGAUUAAGAAGAUUAAAAUUUUGAACAUUUAUCCCAUUUUGAUCCAGAAGAUUAAUGGUUGAAAAAUGAUAAUAAAUCUAUUAUUGAAUCUAUUGCAUCAAAGAAAAGUGAAUCAUCAGACUUUUCUGCCUUUUCAUAUGCUUAAAUUUAUAGUAAUCCUAAUGUUUAAUUUGUUAAAACUAAAACAGAUAUUUUUAUAUAAGAUACAAUAAUGUAAUAAAUUAUUAAGUAUAUUUCAAUGUUUUCUGAUGAAUUCAAAUAUCAAUUGUAUAAUUAGAGAAGUAAAUCUGCAUAACUUAGUAAUAAAUAAAUCAAUUAACAUGAAUUUGAUUAUAUGGUUGAUUUUAUCUUAGAUUUAGAUUUAGUAGAUAUAUCUUUUAUUUAUUUGGUUUUGGAUAUUUUAGAAUAAUUUAAAAAUUAUAAAUUAUGUAUUUUUGUUUGCAAUAGAUACAAAUUAGCUGAUCAAUUAGGAAGAUAUUUAGUAUCAAUCGCAUCAACAUAUUCACCAAUUGCAUCUCAUACAGCAAGUCUUAAUGUUUCCUAUUUAAUUAAUGGAAAGUAAAGAUAAGCCUAAAUAGAUAAAGGUUUAGUUGCAGCUUUUGCAGUACAUAAUGUCUUUGAAAACAUAAAUCCAGAGUUUAUAUCUUUAAAAUUCAAUGAUACUUAAUUGACAUCUUAAAACUCAUUAGGUUUAGAAUGCUAUUCACAAUUACUUUUAUUAGGUUUCUGGAAGAAAACUGUUUAUUAAAUGGAUGUUAAAAAUUCAUUACUAGUUUGUAAAUUGUUUAUGGAUUUCAAAAAUUCAAGGUUUAUCUAUUACAGUAAUUUAUGCCAUUAGAUAACUAAUAAGAUAGUAGAAAAUGAACAAAAAGAUAGAGAUUUAGCGUAGGUCUAUUAAACAACAUUAUUAUUAAUCUAAAAGAAAUUAGAUAUUUGUUUCUCCACUAUGAUUAGAGGUGUUGAUAUGUUAAUAUUUGCUUAUCCAAAAGAUUAAUAAGAAAUGGAAUUUGCAAUCAUCACUUUGGAACAAUAUUAUAGUGAAUUAAUUUCUUAACUUGUUUUAAAUCAAAAAGCUCCUCAAACUUUAUUUUUUAGAGCUAAUACAUUAGACAUUCAAAAAACUGUUAAAGUUGAAUUAAGUCCUAAAUAAAAUCUUCCUAAAAUUUAUUCAUUAAGUGAAGAAGUUAUCAAUUGCUUGAUAAAUAAAACAGAAGUUCCAGAUGAAAUUUUGAAUAAAUUAUGUGACAUUGUACUGAAUUACAAAAAUUAUGAUGAAUUAGAAAUAUAUCAAUCUGUAUUUCUACUCAUAUUUUAUUGUUAAUAUGUUGUACAUAAUUCUGGAUUAGUAAAAACUCAUUUUUGGAUCACCUAAUUAGAUGUGAAAGUCUAUGCUAAAUUAAUAAAAUCUGUUAGAUUUAUUAAGUCUUUGUUGAACACCAAUUAGGAUUGUCUCUAAAAGUUAAAGAAAAUAGUUUCUAGAAGUGUGUUAUUUUAUUUCAAAAUCAGAGAACCAGAUAAUGUUGCUUUACUUAAACCAUACAUUAAUUCAUUAAUUAUUAAUAGAUCUUCUGUAAUCAUUUAAGGUUUAGUUGAGAACAGACAUAAUUUAUAAUUAAAAGGAAAUAAUAUAGUUUUAGAUGAUUAUUAUUUUGUAGAUAUAGAUUUUGAAUUUAUCAGUGCCCCAAGAUCUUCUGUGAUGUUUUUAAUUACUAAAAAGUUAAAUAGUGAGUUGAAUAAUAUCAGUUUUAUAAGGAAAGCUGCAUUUGAGGAAUAUCAUUUUGAUUAAUUGUAUCCACAUGAAUAUGAAGAUCAUUUUGAGAAUUUGAGUAUCUAUUAAUAUAGUAGAACAAAAUACACUUAGUAACUAAAAUAAAAUUAAUAAUAAAGAGUAAAUAUUAGCUUAACUACUGUUAAUGAUUGGAUUUCAAAGGAAUAAGAAUAACUUUACUAAAAAUAAUAAGAAGAUUUUAAAAUGAAGCAUGGAUUUAAAGUUGAAUAAACAGAUGAACAACUUAAUGUUAAAUUUUUGUUUAAGAAUAAUAAAGGUUAAUUAGCCUAAUAAAUUUACUUUUUAAAAAACCCUUAUCUUAAAUGUCAAUUAGCAGAGUCAAGAUGUUUUAUAAUUUAACAUGCAUUAAAAAAGAUUAAUAAAUAGUUUAAUGAUUCAUAAACAUUCCAUUGUGCUAUGGUAAAAUUCAUUCACUUAAUGAAUUAUGCAGAUUGCAAUCACAUUACUUAUUAAUACCUUAGCCAUAAAAUUAAAUAAGGAUAAUGUAAUAAAUAUGAACCUUAUCUUUAAUAUCUAGAAUGCUUAAUCUGUAAGAAAUUUAAUGUAAUUUCUGACGCAACUGAUCUUUAUUUUGCUUAUCAAGAAGAAAGAUAUGAUUUAUUAACUCCAGACGAGCAAUAUUAUUAAUUAACAUAUUUAUUCAUAAAUAAUUUAGUAGGGUAUUUACUAAAUAAAAAAAAUAAAUGUCAAAUAAAAAUUCCAAAUAGAUACUUUAUUUAUUUCGAUAAAAUUACUUAAUCUUAAGACUAGGUAUAUUUAUAUGAGACAAACUUCCAUCCUGUUUAAAAUUAAGAAGGUAUAGCUAACAUAAUAGAAUAAUUAGUAGAAAUUUAAAAAAAUUUAGCUGAAAUCUAUAGUUUUAAGAUAAUGUUGUUAAUUUACACAUUAGUUCUGAAUUUAGAUGAUAUAAAAGUUAAUGUAAUAAAUUAAAUUAAAUAAAUAAUAAAUGAUGUAAGUGCUUAAGAUGAACAGGAAUAAUAUGCAUAAAUAAUGAAAGUAAUAAAUCUACCUUAAAAGGAAAGAUUUGAUGCCUUAACUAUAAAUAAUAAUGCAAUUAAAUUAUUUUUCGCAUAAGAUGUUAGAUUGUAUACUUUAAAUGUUGUAAAUAAAUUAACAGAUUAAACAAUUGAAGCAGCAUAUUAGAGUUGUUUAGAUGAAUGGUAAAAUAUUUAAAAGAGAAGUGAAAAUCUUGAAAUUAAAACCAGAAAAAUAGUUGCUGCAUUUUAGGCAAAGAGAAAAGGAGAAAAAUUCUUUAAGCCUUUCUAAUAUGAUUUUAGUGAAUAUGAUUUACCAAGGAAAUUGAAGACAUCAAAAUAUGUUGAUAUAAUAAAUGAAUUUAUUAGAGUAAGAAAAAUAUUAUUGACUACAUUUUAUUCAAUGUUAUUGACAAACUCUAUUGAUUUCCACUUUAUAUCGUAAUAAUUAAAACAUUUAGAUCAAAAAGAAGUUGAGUUUAAUUAAUUAUGGAAUAAAUACUUCAGCAGAAAGAUGAUUUAAUCAGAUUUUAUUAAAUAAUAUGAAGAAUAGUAUAAAAAUACAUCAAUAAUAAUUGAAACAUUGUUAGAAUGGUAAAAAAAUAAUGUGACAUUUGAGUAAAAUGCUAAUAAAUUACUUGAGAGAAACAGAAAAUUAUUAGCAUUGAAAUGGAUGAAUAAUAAAGCAGGAUUGGCACUUUAAAAGAUUUAAAAGAGAAAGAAGGGUUUAAAGAGAUAGAAAUUAUAAGAAUAGAAAAAGCUAUUCAUGAAAUUAUUUUGAUAGAAUAAUAAUAAUAUUUAUAUUUUUAGAAUAUCAACAUAGAAAUAACA